ACUGAGGUGUAACACUGGCGUCAGUGCAACACAAGGUGCUACCUCAGUACGGUUUGUUACCAUUGUACACUUCCACAGACCCUCGUGUCGGUUAUAAUAACUCAAAGCGGAUAUUUAUAUUCAGCUGUUCCUGCUCUGAGCGGCACCGACAGAGACACCGGAGUCUUCUUCACUGAAGAUCGAUCCACUGCCUCAGCUUCUAGAUGGGUGAAUCCGGCUCACGCCGCUCCACCCUCGUGUCCCGCCUGCCAAUCUUCCGCCGCAGCAGCAGUAAGAGGCAGGACUCUCUCCCGUCCUCUCCCUCUUCAGGCGGACAGGGCAAUGGCGUCCACACCUCUUCGCCCUCUAGCACCAACUCCAGUUCUGGCAGCACCGGGAAACGCCGGAGCCUCUUCCGCACUCCGUCCCUCAGUUUCUCAGCUAAACGGAAUAGCGAUCCUCGUGUUCAGCCUAUCAACCUUAACCUCACACCCCCGCUGACCCAGAGCACUGACGCGAACGGAAAUAACCAGCAGACGAUAACGACGUCAUCGUCGACAGGCUUCAGUGAAGGCGGAGGACGCCCCAAGUCACGCCACUCGUUCGGGUUUGGCAGCCAUAAGCAAAAGAAAAUCACACGCUCUCAGACUGAGGAUUUUGAAAAGGCGUCUUCUUCCUCCUCCACAGCCAAUCGUAAUGUAUUUAUAAACUGUAUCAGUGGCUCAGGGGCCAAUGAGGGCGACGACUCCGGGUUCCUUGAUGACUACAGUGGUGGCAGCAAUAACAACAAACGGUCUUCACGGAAGAAGCAGCUGCUGCCCAAAUCUUUCUCAGCUCACCACCGCUUUUCCCGCACCUCCGAUCACCACAGACCUCCAGAAGUGAAUCUGGAGCCUCCGAGCUCUACCACCAUCACUCCCGGCGCAGGAGGGCUCACCCCGGGGUCAUGGCCAGGGGAGCUGCUUGGUGCCGGCGGUGAGAGCUCACUCCAGUCCCCUAUGAUAUCAGAGGACCGAACCACCGCCAUCACUCCUUCAGAGUUCAUCCCCAUCACGGAGGAUUCUGUAUCUGAGGUGGAUGCUCUGCCAGCUCCCAGCCCUGGAUCUGGUUUAACCCCAGGACCUGUCUCUGUGCCUGGGCUGGCUGUUGACACUGCUCCACCUGAACCGCCACCUGCUCCAGAGAACUUCAGCGUGGCUGUCUCUACCUCCCAGGUUUUCUUCACUCCGGCCCAGUCCAGCGCUGAGAAACCUCUACUCCCCGACACCAGCACAGCAAACAACACAGACUAUGAGACUGCCAUUUCCCUCUCAGAGCCUGAGACAGCUGUACCCUGCCUACCUCUGCGGGAACAAUCACUGGAAGAGAGGAAGGAGAGGGAGGAGGAGAGGAAGGAAGCGAGGGCUGAGGUGUCACCAGAGGAAAGGAAGAAGGUGGCGGAGGAGAGGAAGACAGGAUACCACACAGAGACCACAAGUGAGAGCGAGGCAUGUGUGGUACGCAGCGAGGGCUGCCACUCUAACCCCGAGCAGUCGGAAAGGAGGGCGAGAAACACGCGCUCUAUUCAAGAAAGAGGAAGCUUCUGCGGCUGCCACGAACCGAGGUCCUCUCAUCUGAGGAAACCACACGCAGCCUCUCUGUGCAGCAGUGUCAGCCCCUAUCAUGAGGUGAUGCGGAUGGAAAGGCGUCUUCGCUCCUCAUCGGAGGGGGCUGGUGGGCCUCGUAUCCAUGGAAACCACAGAGAUGCCCCGGGCAUGGAGGGAUGUGGUCUGCUGAAACACAGAAACAACUCUUCCUCAUCCAAAAUGGGAAGUCUGGAUGUUUUAAACAACCUGGGCUCGUCAGAGCUGGAUGAAGAUGAUCUUAUGUUGGACCUGGACCUUUCGGAUGAUCAGCGACAUCGACAUGUGUCCAGAGAAGACUCCAGCCAGUCCCUGGCCUCCUGUCUCAACCUGCUCCACUCCCCCAUGGACCCAUCAGGAGAUCGCAUCCCAGGGAGAGAAAACAAUCAAAGGGAGCCCAGCCGUCCAACCAGCCUGCUGCCUGCUGACUGGAGCUCGGGGCUGGGUUUGGGGAGGGAAGAUGAACCCUUACCACCAGGACUGGAGACCCUUCCAUUCCGACUGAUGCAGCAGGACUGUACUGCUGUCAAAACCCUGCUUUUAAGACUGAGACGGACGCUGCAGGAGAGCACAGAGACGAGUCCUGCCAGCAGCCUCCAGUCCCUACCCAUCAGCCCCUGCAGUGAGAAGUCCCUUCCAUUUAAGGAUCCUGGCAGAGAGGAGGCCUUGCUGCAACAACUGAGAGAGAAAGACGAGCUGAUUCUCAGACUUCACAGUGAACUGGAGAGUGCCAAAGCUGCCCUGAAGAUGAAAGACUGCCAAAUGACUGACCGCGCAACACAGACAGAGCACAUGGGGCCAGAGACCAGUCAUCCAGGCCGGUGGUCAGGACUAGGCAGCAGCAGCAGCCUGGCUACAAGGGACCGAAGAGUAGCGCGGGGUGUGGGGGCACCACUCGGAGGGGACCUCUGUAACCAGCACCUCCCCCACCACUAUCCACCUCUGCACGGCCGGCCUCCUGCCUCUGAACGACAUGCUGCCAGGGAGGAGCGCCACUGCCAGGGAGUCUUGGCACAGCCCACAGCCCGUAACCCCGCUCCAAAUCUGGCUCCAGGCUCCUCCAACUCGUCCUGUGCCACUUCUGCAGUGUCAGCCCAAGCCUCACUUACUACUCCAGCCCAGCUUCAAGUUUCACACCCGGGCCUUGGUCCAAAUCAAUGCCUAGGCUCCGGCUCAGCAGCUGCUAAUCACUCCGCAAUUCCAUCUCUGUCCUCCAGGCAGCCAGAGGGGGUGUCCUCCUCUUCUGAGUCCUUAAUUUCAGGAGGAGGAGGUGGGGUGAGUCUGUCAGGUGGGGCGAGGAGAGGAGGAGGAGAGCACCACCCCCCGAGCCAUAUCCCUCGCGCAGUUGGAGCGAGCGCCUCCUCAAGCCUCCACAGUCUCGCAAGCAGAGGGAGCCCCUCCCCAAGCGUCUCAUCGUCCAUCCAAGCCUCCCCUCCACCUGCUAAUCCUUCCCCAGCCUCCUCCUCUUCCUCCUCCUCCUCUUCCACGUUUACGGGUCGUUUAGGACAACCACCUCGAGGCCCUCUGUCUCUGCAUAGCUACAGUCGUAAAAAUGUCUUCCUCCAACAUUCCCUACAGACUGCCGAACUGCAAGCUCUGACGCAGAGAGACAGUUGAGGGCGCACACACAUUGACACCAUCCAUAUUGACUUGAGCAAGAAAUGUGUGACUUUGUAGAGAAACUGCUGCUCCUUCGGUACAAGUUGCUUGUGUUUCACUGUUCUACUUCCCCCUGAAUCCAUCAACCACAUGCGCUUACAAUCACGCCUGUCUCUCUUUACAAUUCAGACCAAACCUUCGCUGACAUUUUGUUCUUAGAUUUGCUCGUUUAAACACACUCAUAUGCAAGGUCACACACACACACACACACACACACACACACACACACACACACACACACACACACAUCAAGCUGUGGGUAUGAAAAAGGCACUCACCCGUCUAUCAGAACUCCCACGUUGUGUCACGCUGACAGUUUAGAUGUGCUUACGCCCACAGACACACAAAGUGCACAGAGACUCGUAUCCAUGCACACAUACAGAUCACAGUCACACACACUUAGAAACACACUCUCACACAGAGACAUCAUCUGUGAUAUCUCUGCCUCACAAUCUGCACAAAUAACAGGGUGUUGAAACUGAAGGCAGAGAUGAGGUUUGUAUUUGUGUUGUUAAAGAUUUAUUUUUAUCCAUUUAUUUGAUUAUUUUUUAAAAGUGAAACCAUGUGCUGCUCAAUGAACUAUGGGGCUGCCCAUCAUUUGCGCUGGUGAAAAUACACUGUCACAUUGCUAAAUCCUACAUCAGAUCAACUCUUCAUUCCGUGAUGUCCGCUGACAGAAGUCCAGAUGACAAGACAUCCACAUCCACGACCCUUUUACUGCAUGCUUUUUAAAAACGAAGGAGAAUACAGGUGAGCAUUUUAUACCGCAACAAAAGCAGGACCUGGGUGACUUUUAAAGUCUUUUAAUAACGUUUCAGUAUCAGCUCUUGAGAAGGGAUUCAAACAUGCCAGAACCUCCGACCAAGACAUGAGCUUGUUGAGUGUUUUGAGAAGUAAACGUUUAUCCUUCUGCUCACAUACGCCGAUCAGCCACAACAUUAAAACCACUGACAGGUGGGACCUGCUGGUAACCCCAAAUGUCCUGUGUCCAUGCCGCGACAGCUCAGAGCCAAGUGCGAUCGACAGUGGGGCCUCCUUCAGUGUCCCGUGUUGGCACCAGGGUGUUGGCAGUAGAUCCCUUGAGUCCUGUGGGUUGAGAGGUGGGGCCCCCAUGGGUCAGACUUGUCUUGGCACGUCAUGUGGAUGCUCAAUUGGAUUGGGAUCUGGGGAAUUGGAUGCCAGGUGGAUGCCUUGAGCUCUUUGUCUUGUUUCUCAGGCCAUUCCUGAGCAGUUUUUGCAGCGUGGCAUGGUGCAUUAACCUGCUGGGUGGGCCGCUGCCAUGGGGAGUGCUGUUGCCAUGAGGGGUGCAUGUCAAGUGGCAUCUAUAUGAAUGUCAGGACCCAAGGUGUCCCAGGAGAACAUUGGUUUGUAACAAGAUGAUCAAUGUUAUUCACUUCACCUGUCCGUGGUUCGCAUAUUGUGGUUGAUUCGUGUGUAUAAGACAUUAGAAGUACCUUUGGCUUUACACUGGACCACAGUUUUUAUACAAGUGCAAUGUUGCAAUAUUACCCACAAUAUAUAUAAGAGAAAUGUGUAUCUGCAAUGUUAGAUUAGUACAGUACAGAAGUGAAGAGUGUCAUUCCAAAAUGAGAGGUCUGCCAUUUGAAUAAUUUGGCAUUUAUAAAGACAAAAUUACACUUUAGUAACUCAAAAUCAAAACACAUCGGACAACAAGAAAGAAUAGAACAAGAUCUGGCACAACCAGCAUUAUGUAUUUUUUCCAAAAUGGGAAAGAAGUAUCAGUUUUUUUGGAAUGAAGCUCUUCAAAUCUUCUUUGGGGCUGGGUAUUGAAGUGGGAUACCUACUGGUGUCUUGCUAAAUGACAGAAUCAAUAUCCAUUUUAAGGAUUUAAAAGGAAAGAUGUUUCAGAUAUUGGUGUUACAGUUAGCUGACCUGCUUUCUAUGACAGUUUUAGUGGCGCAUCAAUGGAGUAGAGUCUGAUUCUGUCUGGGGAAGCAAGCGGCAGAACAAAUGUUGCACAGAAAGUUGUUUACUUGGUCAAAUAAUGAAAAGAAAGAUACAGAAAGCAUGAGUUUCCAAACUGCCCCAUUUGGAAAAGCGUCAGCUCUAAGGUUUUCCACUGAUACCCAGUCCUUAUGUGCUAGCCUUUUUUAUCUUCCUGAUCUCAAAUGUGUUGGCUAUCUCUUACCUAAUGAGAUGACACUUGGUAUAGAAAGGCUAGCAAUUACGUAGUUUUUGGACAGUAGGACUCAUACCUUUUGAUUGAGAUUUAUAUUGAAACUGCCAUGACCUGCUGAGUCGUACAUUAUUAACACUUUGGGGACAACAUGUGUCACAAUUUGAUAAGUGAGAAAACCGAAAAUGUUGUUUUUUUUUUAGAUCUGUGAACAACUGGGCUGCAUACCACCCUCCUCAAUCUGCCAGUGUUGAAUAUAUUUGCUCUGUUGAGCUGAAUAGACUCCCGAACAGCCCUUUCUUUCCACACAGGCUUUGGGGUAAACAAAUCUUGUAAUGUCAACCGGGAGGUAGGGGAGCCUACGCUGCUGCUAAGUACAGGCCAGAAGUUCACAGCUCCCGGCGUCUACAGAAAAUGUUAGAAUCUGGAAAAAGUUGUUGACCUUGUCUGUCUCUAAACAGCACCUGGCUGUAGGGAGGUUAUAUAAAUUGUGUGUGUGUGUUGUAAUGCACACCUCAUGAGGCAAGGACCUGAUAGAGGUGAAGAAAAGCCUGCAGGAAGACAGCUCCUCUCCCACUGGUGGUAACUACGAGUUUCCCUCUGGCCUGUUUCACUUACACAUGAUUUCCUCUCUUUUCAUACCCCCUUUUCCCCUCUGUCUUCUCUCUCUGUCCCUGUUUAUUUCUCCACCCUAUUUUCCAUCUGUCUACUCCAGUCUCUCCCUAUACAUUUGCCUCCUUCUAUCCCCUAGCAUUCUACUCUACUGCAUGCAAACUCUGUAGCUCCUUUUGUUCCUGUCCUCUUUUUCAAUCUGUUAUCUUCCUUCCCCCACUAUCAUGUCCCAGGUCUCUCCCUCCCUCCAUCUCUCUCCCCUGCUCAGCGUACUUAUCCAGAGCUUGUAUUGUCAUACAGUGUAUCUGUAACAGACUCUGUUGCCGUGGCUCUCAGUCCUGGGCAUUGGGGCCUGAUUUUCAUUCCAGCUGUCUAAUCGGGGAGUAAUUUUCCACCUGGUGAAUGCAAUUAACUACCUGGUAGUGUAGAUGGCCAGCAGUAAUGUGGCUCCGGAGGACCCGGACUGAGAACCGCAGCUCUAAUGUGAACUAAACAUUCCCUGCUUGGUUUGUUUACAUGCUGAGGGUGACAAUGCUGUGUCGCUGGCUGACCUCUUAAGAAAUACUAUUUACAUCCCCAGUCAACGCCUGCAUCGUAAUGUCGUUGAUGCUAUGUGAAAUGUCAUAAGGGACUAUUGGACUCUAUUUGCACUGCCCACUCCGAUAUUUCUUUUCACCGUGUUUCAAACGGCUGUGCUCAUUUUAGCUGCAGUUCCUCAAAUGGCCUCUGGAGGCUGCCUCCAAAAGUGAGUAAGUCCCCAUUAACCCCCAUGUUGAAAUGCUUAACUUAACAGCAGAAAUACAAUGUUUACAGCCUGAUAAAAAAAAACAAACAGUUUAGGUCUCUAUAGCUAAUUUCCGGGUUCAUGACUACUGUGCAUGAGGUAAAUUUAUAUAUAACUCACCCAUUUACAUUUUAUUAAGGCUUAAGGUAAUUCACAAAUCAGAUGUGGGUGCUUUGAGUGGCAGGCUGUCUGUGUGGCGUCACCGCCAUCUUUGAGUCAGAUCCACCCCUCCCUAUGGUCACUUCUGGCCUCAAAAAUCCAAGAUGGUGACACCCAAAACGCCAAAUUUAAGGUUUAAGAACAGGAAAUUACAAACCCGUAGGUGAUGCCACGGUGUCUAUGUUCAUUAUUUUUUAUAUAAUCUGUUGCUCAAAUUGGAAAUCACAACGGUAGGCUGCUGGUUAUGAGACAUAUCAUUAAAGGGACAAAGCCACAUCUGAGCUGAUGGCUCAAAUGUGGCUCUGCGGUCUAACUAAGACACUUUUGCUUGUGUAAUUGUCGGCGUGAACUGAUAUUGAAUUUCACUGCUGGGAAACAAGGGUCUGCAAUCAUGAAGUGGGCACACCUCACAAACCUCAAUUCUUCAUUUUACUUGGCGGCAUGUUGUGCAUUUAAGACACAUUUCGUUUGUUGGGAAGUUAUUUAUUGUUUUCUGCCUUAUUUAUAUUUAUUGCCAUAGAAUCAGUUUCCUUAAAGCAUCCUGGCACUAACAGAUAAAGGUAGUGGUCAUUAAAUGACAGUUAUAAUCAUGAUGUUAUUAUUAUUAUUAUUAUUAUUAUUAUUAUUAUUAUUUUAAUGAAUCACACAUAUUAAACUGUCCUAGCUUUUUAAUGUGCUUAUUGUAAUUAUGUUUUUUUUUCUUUAUGAACUGCUGUAAUAAUGAAAUUGAGCUGUAUAUUUGUACAUAAUUUAUUGUAACUGUUGAUGUUCACUGUUCAUGAACACGAACAAUUCAUGUUCAUGUUAAUGACACAUAAAGGGACAGUUUUCCUCAAAAUCAAAAAUACAUUUUCCCUCCUACCUGUAGUGCUAUUUAUGAAUCUAGAUUGUUCAGGUGUGAGUUGCCAAGAGUUGGAGAUAUCGACCGUACACGGUAUUGGGAAGUAACAAGUUACAUGUAAUUCAAAUACAAAAUAAAUUUAAUCAGUUACUGAAAAAAAGAAAAGAAAAAAAAAACAUAUGUAAUUGAAUUACAGUUACUAAUCAAAAUGUUGGUGGUAACAAUGAGGUUACAUCCGAAUAUAUUAUUAUUGGGAAAAUGUUUAUAUGUAGGAUGUAACAUUUAUUCUGUUGCCUGACAUCUUUUUGCCAUGUUGGAAUGCCUUCUUUCGGCACAGACUAUUUCAGGACAUUUUUCUUUUCAGCCCAGUUCAAACCAUUUGUUAGAAAAGUCAUCAGAAAGUAAUCAGAUUUAGUAAGUUUCCGGUAUAUUACUUUAAGUUUUAAAAAGAGUUGCAUUGCUUAUUACAUUUUUGACAGGGUGACUUGUAAUCUAUGACCAAUUACAUUUCAAAAGUAACCUUCUCAACACUGGCUGUUGAGAUGUCAGUCUUCUCUUGAAUAUAAUGGAACUAGAUGGCACUUGGCUUGUGGUGCUCACAUUUGAAAAACUCAACAGCAAUGUCUCUUUCCAGAAAUCAUGACCCGGUUACUCAAAAUAAUCCACAGACCUUGUUGUGAGCAGUUUCAUGUAGGAACUAUUUUCUCUCUACCAAAGUACACCCGCUAAACUUAUCAUCAUGCAGAAGGUAGUGUGCAUCUACUCACGUACAGGGGACUCGGCGGCAUCCUCCUGAGCUGAACUGUAACAUUCGCUGAGCCAGCAGUAGACACAAGUUUCCUUCCAGUUGGUGGGUGUAGUUGAGUAGAAAGAAAAUAGUUCUUGCAUGAAACUGCUCACAACAAAGUCUUAAAAUUAUUUUGAAUAACCAGGUCAUGAUCUCUGGAAAAAUACACUGCUGUUGAGUUUUUCCAAAUGUGUUUAUCUAUAAAUUUUUGGCACUUUGAGCACCACGAGCUGAGUGCCAUCUAGUUCCAUUAUAUUUAACAGAAGGCAGACGUCUCUACAGCUGAUAUCUCAGUAACACUCGGCACCUCACACCAAAACAAUCUAUAAAUGACACUACAUGUAAAGAAAAGGAAAAACGUGUAUUUUUAAAUUGGGGGUCUGCACUGUCUCUUUAAGAAUAACGUUCACAGACAUUGUUUGUUGGCUAAUAACAAAUCUAAACACAACAAGAAUAUUUGUGUCAUUGACAAAUGUCAGAUGCAGUCGGAGGUCUGAGCUUUUACCAAAGUGUUUGAGGCUGUAGUGACACAUCAGAAAACAAUCUGACAAACGUGUUAAACUGUGAACCCGUGCCAGUUUGUUCAUGUAAGGGCCAGUUGACUUGCUUAUAUAGGUGUCGGGUCACUUAAUCAACUUUUCCCUCUUUGAAUUCCAGCCUUUGCACUAUGACUAUUCCUGCUUGAGAUUACUUUGAAAGACAUGACUUUGCCUAACUGUGUCCAAAAGGUGGAUGACGAUCUAUUAAAGCUGCUUUUUCAUUUGUGUCUAUGUAACACUGUUGGGUAGAUUCUCACUGUGAGCCUCUGACCUGGUAGCUCAUAUAUUUAUAAGGGGGUUUUCCAAACACAUCUGUCUUCAUAGAGUUGUUUUUCACUUUACAUGGUCCUGACCAGUUUUGAAAUUUCAUCUGUUUGUUAGAAACUGUUUGUUGGGCUCAUCUGUGGUUAAAAACCUUGCAGUGUGUGUUUACCCAAAGGUAUUUUUCUUCAGUUUCUGUCCAACAUAUAUUUUUUUGGGUCACUCUCACAGUUGUUUAUUCACAUGAAAAAUGUUUGAUUUUUGUCCACUGUCUCCUUAUUGUUAAUAUUUAAUACAAAUAAAAUUGAUGAAAACA
Messenger RNA from Epinephelus fuscoguttatus (brown-marbled grouper), 9696 nucleotides. RefSeq names its product coiled-coil serine-rich protein 1 (gene ccser1). Bases 204 to 3218 code for a protein of 1004 amino acids. NCBI's taxonomy places the organism in Eukaryota, Metazoa, Chordata, Actinopteri, Perciformes, Serranidae. The transcript is spliced from 11 exons. The record is from RefSeq and is a predicted model, not a curated record.